Prorocentrum cordatum is the source of this 1299-nucleotide messenger RNA. The record is from the annotation of a GenBank genome assembly. NCBI's taxonomy places the organism in Eukaryota, Dinophyceae, Prorocentrales, Prorocentraceae.
CGACGGAUCCGAGUGUGUUUCCGAAUUUAGAGCGAAUGGCAGCAACAGGAAGCGAGAAAGCCCAACGGAUGUUGACAUGUUCUUCUAGGCUUUUGUGUCGUCCUCCUCCCCGUGCCCCAUGAGGUGGUAGGUGACUGGAGGCGUAGGUUUCCGAGGAAAUAAGCGACGGGAUUGUGCGUACGCAUCCCUGCCGACGGUCUUUUCACACGUAGGAGAUCGAGUCUCACAUGUCGAGCGGGCUAGGCUGCAGUACAGAAUGCCCAGCCCCUCGUCCGCUUCCAAUUGACACGCAGGGGGCACUCCAUAUUGGCAGGUGGAAAACUGCACUUUGAUGUUCAGGCCUGCGCACGUUUCUUUUUCGAACCUGACGAUUCUCUCAGGCACGCUGAGGCGGAGGUGAUAGGCCCUGCCCCGUGCCCCUCUCAUGACAACGUUUUGCCAGCAUCCGUGCAGUCACGCUCUCAGGCAAUGGUCAUCAGGCACGCUGAGGCGGAGACGACAGGCCCUGCCCCGUGCCCCUCGCAUGACAACGUUUUGCCAGCAUCCGUGCAUCACGCUCUCAGGCAAUGGGCACCAGGCACGCUGAGGCGGAGGUGACAGGCCCUGCCCCGUGCCCAAUUCAUGUCAACAUUUUGCCAGCAUCCGCGCAGUCACAUCCCCACGGAGGGAGGUUUUCUGCACGACCGAGUCCAGGAGCGAUGUGGCGCUCAGGCACGACAGCUUGCGCCAGGGGCGUUCAUAACAGCCCCGCGCCCGCAGAGCCUCGAUCAUUGGCGCAGGGCAAGCGCAUCGGACUUUGCCGAUCGCACGCGUUUUACCAAUCUGUUACGUUUCAUUUCUGGCCACCCUCGGCGUGAAGACCAUGCCAGGGCGUCGUGCCAGCAGCACGUGUCUCACGGCUCGUUGUGUGGUACUGUUUUGAUGUUCCUGGCAGUUGGGGCUUGUUUGCACCGCAGCGCCAGGCGCGUCACCAGGAUCUGAUGAUCCCUGCUCACCAAGGAAUCCGAUUAGAGUUUGGACUCAUUUUGUCUGCUCGAUCUGUUUUCCAAUGGAAUUGCGCCUUCUGAUCAAACUGUACGCCGUCAGGCUUGAGCAUGCCAGCGACACAGUUUGUGCCUCACGCAAUAAAAAAAUGGUUCGAGCUUCUUCGGCGGCGCGCCGAGGGGGGAAGUGAGAUGGUUUGGUCAUCGACAUUCCGUUUUUGAGCGUGCGCUGGCUCUUGGUAGCCGAUGAGAGCGCUCCGAUAUAGCGUCGAUUCAUGUCGAUUCAGCGUCGAUCAGAAUCGACUAGUGUCGAGCA